This is a messenger RNA of Daldinia childiae, 1245 nucleotides long. Its product is annotated as Protein KES1. Gene Ontology annotation, biological process: endocytosis; maintenance of cell polarity; piecemeal microautophagy of the nucleus. The transcript is spliced from 3 exons. Gene Ontology annotation, molecular function: oxysterol binding. Gene Ontology annotation, cellular component: membrane; cytosol; intracellular membrane-bounded organelle. The coding region runs from base 1 to 1245 and encodes 414 amino acids. The record is from RefSeq and is a predicted model, not a curated record. NCBI's taxonomy places the organism in Eukaryota, Fungi, Ascomycota, Sordariomycetes, Xylariales, Hypoxylaceae.
AUGUCAGAAGUUACACCAAAUGCCCAGGCUACUGGCUCUAGUUGGGCUGCGUUUCUCAAGUCUAUCGCCUCUUUCAACGGCGACCUCUCCUCUCUCACAGCCCCACCCUUCAUCCUUUCCUCUACGAGUCUUACCGAGUUCAGUUCGUACUGGGCUGAACAUCCUAGCGUUUUCGCAGCACCAGCGAAGGAGCCGGACCCCGCAAAGAGGGCCUUGCUAGUGCUUAAAUGGUUUCUAACUACGCUUAAGCAACAAUAUGCUAGUCGCAGUGAGCAAUAUGGCAAUGAGAAGAAACCUCUCAACCCCUUUUUAGGCGAAAUCUUUCUAGGGAAGUGGGAAGAUGACGCAGGCACAACCGAGUUGAUCAGUGAGCAGGUGAACCACCACCCGCCAGCAACGGCAUACAGUAUUAUCAAUGAGACCUCCGGGGUUCAUCUCCAGGGAUAUAACGCCCAAAAGGCUAGCUUCUCCAAGACUAUCAAUAUCAAGCAGAUAGGACACGCAGUAUUGACAGUUCCUGACCCCUCCAAGCCCGGGGAGAAAGAUACCUACUUGAUCACACUACCAUCCCUUCACGUUGAGGGUCUAAUUUUUGGCGCUCCCUUCAUUGAGCUCGACGGCGCCUCUUAUAUCACCACGUCGACAGGAUUUACUGCUAAAAUAGACUACAGUGGCAAGGGCUGGAUAAGUGGCAAGAAGAAUUCAUUUACGGCUACUCUGUAUCCAACCGGCAAGGAAAAGGACGUACUCUACAAUUGCUCUGGCCAAUGGACCAAGGCGUUUGAGAUCCAUUCCGGCCCAGUGAAGAGUAAUUCGCCUAAGAAUCUCAUUGGAAGUUGGGAUCCUACUGACAAUCCCACGACCGAACUCAAGAUUGCACCUCUCGAGAAGCAGCACCCGUUGGAGUCUCGACGCGCGUGGGCUAACGUCGCGACAGGCAUUGCCAAAGGGGAUAUGGAUUACGUCGGUAAGGAGAAGAGCAAGAUCGAGCAGGCGCAGCGGGCAAUGCGGAAAAAGGAGCAGUCAGAGGGUCGGGAGUGGGAGCGGAGAUAUUUCACUGCUCUCACUGAACCAGACUUGCCUCUUGGAGCAUUAGGUCCCAACGUGGGACUAAGUACGAGCGGCGAUGCGGACAAGACGGGCGGUUUGUGGCGGUUUGAUGCGGCCAAAGCGGAGAAGGUCAAGAGCCAUGAGUUGAGCGAAGAAGAGAGAAUUCAAAUAGCUCAAGAGCUGCUAGGUCAGUAA